Anolis sagrei ordinatus is the source of this 920-nucleotide messenger RNA. The record is from RefSeq and is a predicted model, not a curated record. NCBI's taxonomy places the organism in Eukaryota, Metazoa, Chordata, Lepidosauria, Squamata, Anolidae.
UUCUGAAGGAUCAGCCACCCAGAUUCUCACCAUGCUUUGGAUCUGCCUCCUUGUCCUCUUCGCUUACUGCUCAGGUACCUUGGGUCAAUAUGUGGUCUCUCAGCCACCAUCCAUAUCUGUCUCUUUGGGGCAAAAUGCCCAAAUCACUUGCUCAGCAGAUGACAUCGGUAAGAAGUAUGUGCACUGGUACCAACAGAAACCUGGCAAGGCCCCUGUCCUCAUAAUAUAUGAAGAUAGCAAGCGGCCCUCGGAGACCCCGCACCGUUUCUCUGGCACCAACUCUGGCAACACGGCCACUUUAAGCAUCACCCAAGCCCAAGCAGAAGAUGAGGCAGAUUAUUACUGCCAGGUAUGGGACAGCGACGCAGCUCACGGGUGGGUGUUCGGAGGAGGAACCCACAUGACCGUCACCGGUCAGCCAGCUGCCCCUCCUUCGGUGUCUCUCUUCCCUCCAUCCCAGGAAGAACUCAAGAGCAAGAACAAGGCCACCUUGGCCUGUCUGAUGGAUGGCUUUCACCCGGGUGUUGUCCAGGUUGAGUGGCUGGGUGAUGGCCGCACCAUCUCUACUGGUGUGGAGACCACCAAGCCUGUCAAACAAGGUGACAAGUAUAUCGCCAGCAGUUACCUGACUCUCAAUCGUUCUGAAUGGGAAGCCAAUGAGAGUUACACCUGCAAGGUGACCCAUGAAAGCAAGACCAUUGAGAAGGUGGUCAGCCGGUCGGCAUGUUCUUAAAUGGUGGAUUACUCAGUGGUGGCCCUUAGAUCUCCAUCUCCUAUGAAGAAUUUCUUCCUCCAUUGGACCAAGUUAUUCUCUAAUUCCUACCUAAUUCUAGCUUCAUUGAUAAAGGCUGGUCUUAGUCCACCAUAGUUCUAUACCCCACACCUUCCCCUUGCUUGUACUCCUUGGAACCACCUUUGUA